ACACGAUGCUCUCCUCGUCUCUAGGCUAGUGGUUUGUCUGCCACUGCCGCGUCACCACCUGGUAUCGUUUCCCACCCACACCCGCCGCCGCCUCCACCUGUUCUGUUCCCCCUCCUCUCCCUCCUGCCCGCCCGGCGGCAGAGAUGGAGUCCCUGGGCGUGCUGCUUCUCCACCCCAUGAACGCGUACCUGGAGCAGGAGCUGGACCGCCGCUGCCGCCUGCACCGCUUCUGGGAGGCUCCGCCGGGGGCGCCGCGCGACGAGUUCCUCCGCGCGCACGCGGGCUCCAUCCGCGCCGUCGUCGGCAACGCCUCCUACGGCGCCGACGCCGCGCUCAUCGACGCGCUCCCGGCGCUCGAGAUCGUCGCCUCCUUCUCCGUCGGCAUCGACCGCGUCGACCUCGCCAAGUGCCGCGAGCGCGGGAUCCGGGUCACCAACACCCCCGACGUCCUCACCGAUGACGUCGCAGACCUCGCCGUCGGCCUCGCCAUCGCCGUGCUCCGCAGGAUCCCGCAGGCCGACCGCUACGUCCGCGCCGGCCAGUGGAAGGCCAAGGGCGACUACGCACUCACCACACGGUUAAGUGGCAAGAGAGUUGCUAUUCUGGGGCUUGGCAGGAUAGGCUUAGCUGUAGCGAAAAGAGCUGAGGCAUUUGGUUGCUCGAUCAGCUAUCAUUCAAGAUCAGAGAAGCCAUUUCCAAACUACAAAUUCUACGCGAAUGUUGUUGAUCUGGCAGCCAACUGCGAUGCACUUAUCGUGGCAUGCUCGCUUAACGCGGAGACCUAUCACAUUGUUAAUCGUGAUGUCAUCAACGCACUUGGACCAGAGGGUGUGCUCAUAAACAUUGGCCGUGGAGCACACGUGGAUGAACCUGAGCUCGUGUCAGCACUUGUUGAGAAACGCUUGGGAGGAGCAGGCGUUGAUGUGUAUGAGAACGAGCCCUUUGCUCCAGAGCAGCUCUUUGGUUUGGAUAAUGUUGUCUUAGUUCCUCAUGUGGGCAGUGACACAGAAGAAACAUGCAGGGCGAUGGCUGAUCUAGUGCUAGCAAAUUUAGUGGCACAUGCAUCGAAUAAGCAAAUAGUCACUCCAGUAAUCUGAUUAUUGUUGCUGGUAGCCAGAGAUUAGUAGAAGGAUAUCAUGGUCUGAUUUGUAAUGCCAACUCUGCAGUUUGCUAUUUUUAGUUUGCCAAUCAACCAUCGCUAGGGAAAUGCUGUUCUCUUUUAUUUUUUUUGUAAAGGAUCAUGUCAAUCAGCCAUGAUAAUUAAGAGUACCCCCUAUGGAUAUUUCACUUUUUUUUUUACCA
This is a messenger RNA of Panicum hallii, 1302 nucleotides long. RefSeq names its product hydroxyphenylpyruvate reductase. Gene Ontology annotation, cellular component: cytosol. Lineage: Eukaryota; Viridiplantae; Streptophyta; Magnoliopsida; Poales; Poaceae. The record is from RefSeq and is a predicted model, not a curated record. Gene Ontology annotation, molecular function: NAD binding; glyoxylate reductase (NADPH) activity; hydroxypyruvate reductase [NAD(P)H] activity. The transcript is spliced from 2 exons. Bases 144 to 1097 code for a protein of 317 amino acids.